AUGCAGAAUGAUUUUGAAGAGGGUGAGUUUUACUACCAUAGUAACCGCAAGGAGAAGCGGGCGCGGAACAAAGACGAUGAGGAGCCAAGGCUCAAAAAGCAUGUAGUUCAAAAGGUGAUUGAUAUGAGGGGUCCACAAAUUCGGAUACUGACCAACCUGGAGAACUUAAAUGCUGAAGAAAAAGCAAAGGAAAAUCAUAUUUUUAUGCCUCAACUUCAGCACAAUGCCUGCAUACAAAAAAUUGAGAAAGAAAAGGAGAAACACCAGAAAAAACAGCUUGAAAAAAUGGAAGCCAUUAUGAGUGAAUUGGACCGGAUAGAUGAAGAGAGUAAAGAGGGUACAUUGACUCUCGAUUCACUUGUGAACUCGUUUCUGAACUUGCAACAACGCUAUGCUGAUUAUUAUAAACUCUAUAACUUGUCAUCUAUAGCAUGCUCCCACUCUCUGCCUCUGUUUAAUAGAGUAUUUAAGGGAUGGGGCCCACUUCAAAAUCCAACACAUGGAUUAGAAAUUGUUUCCUCAUGGAAGAAUCUGUUGCAAGACAACUCUUUUGGUUUCUCUGAUAGUGAUGAUAUGACAUCUCCUUAUUCUCAGCUGUUUAUGAAAGCAGUAUUUCCUGCAGUAAGAAUAUCCAUGACCAACACUUGGCAGGCUAGGGAUCCAAAACCCAUGUUUCUAUUUUUUGAUUCCUGGGAGAAGCUGUUGCCUCCUGUAGCCCUUUACACCAUUCUGGAUAACAUUGUUUUGCCAACAUUAUCAGCUGCUGUGGAUUCGUGGGAUCCCCGUCGAGACACAAUUCCAAUCCAUUCUUGGAUUCAUCCUUGGUUCCCAAAGUUGCAGGCUGUCAUGCAUGAAUUCCAAGUAAAUCCAGCAAAUCAAAACCUGGAUCAGUUUUACUGGGUCCGGACAUGGGCUACUGCUAUUCCCAUUCAUCACAUGCUUCCACUUAUGGACAUCUUCUUCAACAAGUGGCAACAAGUUUUAUACCAUUGGUUGUGUUCGAGUUUCCAUUUUGAAGAAGUUACUAAAUGGUUUUUAGGUUGGAUGGAACUUUUGCCACCUCAACUUCUUACAAAUCAUCAUAUCCGGUAUAGGAUUAAUGUUGGUCUGGAUAUGAUGAACCAGGCUGCUAAAGGCAUGGACGUAGUCCAGCCGGGUUUAAGAGAGAAAAAGGCAGCAGCAGAAGCUCAACAACAUGCUUCUUCUGUGAACUUGAGUGGUGGGGUCGAAGGAGAUGGUGAAGAUAGUGAAUCAAAGCUGAGCUUGAAAGAAAUAAUAGAAGCUCAUGCGCAGCAGAAUGGUUUGGUAUUAAUGCCAAAGCCAGGCAGGAUACAUGAUGGUCAUCAAAUAUAUAGCUUUGGUAGCAUAAGCAUAAUUAUAGACUCUCUGGAUGACAAGGCAUUUGCACACACUCAGGAUAAAUGGUCUCCCGUGUCUCUUGAGCUGCUUUUAGAGUUACAAAUUCGAUAUAGUUUGAAGAGGCGACGAUAA
Molecule: messenger RNA, 1491 nt
Organism: Ipomoea triloba (trilobed morning glory)
Lineage: Eukaryota; Viridiplantae; Streptophyta; Magnoliopsida; Solanales; Convolvulaceae
Product: septin and tuftelin-interacting protein 1 homolog 2-like
Biological process (GO): spliceosomal complex disassembly
Cellular component (GO): U2-type post-mRNA release spliceosomal complex
Source: RefSeq, a predicted model, not a curated record